Klebsormidium nitens is the source of this 1322-nucleotide messenger RNA. Lineage: Eukaryota; Viridiplantae; Streptophyta; Klebsormidiophyceae; Klebsormidiales; Klebsormidiaceae. The record is from the annotation of a GenBank genome assembly.
UCGAGCGCGCCGAGGACAGCUUUCCAAGCAGGGCCCCCACUUCCGGGGGGGGGGUCCAGGAGCUGAAGGAUGCGCUGAACGAGACGGUCGUCUCGCUGCGGCAGGAGAUGCGGGACCUGAAACGGGCGGCGAGUCCCGCGGGGGCCCCGCUUUCCCAAGCCGGGACUGCAUCGCUCAUCAGUUGGGAGGAGGGGGCCCCCUGUCAGCAGAGGAAGCUGGGAAUGUUGGAGGGGAACGUCCCCUGGGAAGCUGCGGAGAACAAGUACCUGAUUGCGGGGUGCCACAUUGGGGGGUUCUCAAACCGGAUGGUGUGUCUUCAAAAGAGCAUGAACCUUGCGGUCGCGCUCAAGAGAACGCUCGUCAUUGCGCCGUGGACGCAGCUGGAGGAGAGCAGCGGGGGGGACAAUGUGCAGGUGGAUCUAGACCCCGCCGACGUGUUGGAUUUGAGGCUGGCCAACUAUUGCACGGGGGAAGCGCAGAGCUUGUCGUGGGCAGACUUCCAGCAGGUUAACCAAGGGUUAACGGUCCAGGGUUUGUGUGUGUACCACAUUGACGAGAAGCAGCGGUGUGUGGGGGGAAUGCAGCUGGGAAAGGAUAUGCUGCAUGCAGAGUUUGGUGCGAUCGACGUGCUGGGGAGUGACGUCACAGACGUCCAGACUGCGCUCAACUUCUCUGCGGACGUCCUGUGGGUGUCAGAAGCAACCCACCUUAGCACUCUCUGGCAAUACAACCCCAGCGUCAAGUGCAAUCUGGUGAACGAGGUCCUGCAACCCAGCGGGACCAUCCGCUUGGCCGCCAAGAAGUAUAUCCUAUCAGCGCUGGGGAGCGAAUAUGCGGCAGUCCACCUCCGCAGGGGGGAUUUCCUGGACUACGUCAAACUCACGGGGGACCAGAGCAAAUUCACACGCAUCAACACCUCCCCCGACGAGCGCUACGUCACCAUCCCGAUCCCCCAGGUCGCCGAGUGCCUCAUCGCGGGGCUGCGCGGUAGUGGCAUCCGCACCCUUUUCAUGGCGACCAACGCGCCCAGUUCCGAGAUGGAGCAGCUGACGUCACUCCUGGCGAUGGCUGGCAUCCAGACGGUGCGCCUCCCGGGGAUGGACGAUUGGGGCCAGUACCGCUGGGCCAAGUCCUUACCGACCACUAACCAGGUGCAAGCGCUGCUCGAGAAGUUCAUCUGCGCGUCAUCGACGGUGUUCAUCAGCAGCCACGGGUCCAUCUUCUCGGAGAAUAUCGCCAACAUGCGCUGGGCCUGGCAGAUGCAGGGCUGCCACGACCACGAACUGUGCACCAACCGGUCGCCAUUAAUCGCCCGGAAAUGA